Chelmon rostratus (copperband butterflyfish) is the source of this 334-nucleotide messenger RNA. RefSeq names its product protein Hook homolog 3-like. Gene Ontology annotation, biological process: cytoplasmic microtubule organization. Gene Ontology annotation, molecular function: microtubule binding. The transcript is spliced from 3 exons. The coding region runs from base 71 to 334 and encodes 87 amino acids. Lineage: Eukaryota; Metazoa; Chordata; Actinopteri; Chaetodontiformes; Chaetodontidae. The record is from RefSeq and is a predicted model, not a curated record.
GCCAGUCACGCAAACAUUUCUUUGGAUAUAUUCGGGUUGGAUUUGUUUGUGUUCUGAUAUAUGUGGAAUAAUGACUAGCAACAAGGAGGCCAGACCAUUUGAUUCCAUGACGAGAGCUGCCCCAGAAGACUCACAGAGUGACAAUCCAAGGUCCAGACAGGAACAGGAGGAGAAACAGAUCCUGACAGCCUGGCAAAACAUGUCCUCAGCUCUGCAGCAGCACAGUCGGUGUGAGCACUCCAGCGCCUCAGGACCGGCUCAGUCUUUCCUGUCCAAGCAGAGGCAGUCCACCCAGGCCAGGAGAGCCCUCUCCCCACGGCUGCAGCCCAGGUAG